CGCUAUGAGGUGCCGACCAAUCAGAAGGGGCGCUGCUUUGGCGCCCAGUUUGAGGUGGGGGCUCCCUGUGGCUGCCGCCGCUUCUCCUCCGUUCCUCCGCCGCUCCGGUGCUGCCGCCAUGUUCGUCUCCGACUGCCGGCGGGAGUUCUAUGACGUGAUUGUCAGCCAGCGUGUUCUUCUCCUUGUUGCUUCAGAUGUUGAUGCCUUGUGUGCUUGUAAAAUAAUCCAGGCUUUGUUUCAAUGUGAUCAUGUGCAAUAUACACUCGUCCCAGUUUCUGGGUGGCAAGAACUUGAAACUGCCUUUCUUGAGCAUAAAGAUCAGUUUAAAUAUUUUGUUCUUAUUAAUUGUGGUGCCAAUGUUGAUCUUUUGGAGAUCUUGCAGCCUGAAGAGGACACUUGUUUUUUCAUAUGUGACAGUCACAGACCUAUCAAUGUAGUGAAUGUUUACAAUGACACACAGAUUAAGCUGUUAGUUAAGCCAGAUGAUGAUUUCGAUGUUCCUGCUUAUGAUGAUAUCUUCAGAGAUGAAGAAGAUGAAGAAGACGAAGAAGAGGACUCAGAGAAUGAAAGUCAUGGGUCAGAACCUUCUGAAAAACGUAGGCGUUUUGAAGAGGAUGUAAUAGAGAGAACAAUGAAAAGGCGACAGAGGCGCGAGUGGGAGGCACGCAGACGGGAGAUUCUUUUUGAUUAUGAGCAGUAUGAAUACCAUGGAACCUCAUCUGCAAUGGUGAUGUUUGAUCUGGCAUGGAUAAUGUCUAAAGACUUGAAUGACAUGUUGUGGUGGGCUAUUGUUGGCCUAACAGAUCAGUGGGUCCAAGAUAAAAUCACUCACACUAAGUACGUGACUGACAUCGGGGUCCUGCAGCGCCACGUCUCGCGUCACAACCACCGCAACGAGGACGAGGAGAACUCCCUGUCCAUCGACUGCGUGCGCAUCGCGUUUGAGUAUGAUCUGCGCCUGGCACUUUAUCAGCACUGGUCUCUAUAUGAAAGUCUCUGUAACACUUCAUAUACCUCUGCUACUCUUAAGCUUUGGUCUGUGCAAGGGCAGAAGAGGCUCCAGGAGUUUUUGGCUGACAUGGGUUUGCCUUUGAAGCAAGUGAAACAGAAGUUUAAUUCCAUGGAUAUGUCUUUGAAAGAAAAUCUUCGAGAAAUGAUUGAAGAAUCUGCAAACAAGUUUGGAAUGAAGGAUUUAAGAGUUCAGACCUUCAGCAUUCACUUUGGCUUUAAGAACAAGUUCUCAGCAAGUGAUAUAGUUUAUGCAACAGUUUCUCUCAUGGAGAAUAUAGAGAAAGAAGGGCCUGAAACAACUAAUUUCAUUAAAGCUUUGGACAGUCUCUCCAGGGGUAACCUGGACAAACUGCACCAAGGACUGGACCUAGCCAAAAAGCAGUUACGUGCCAUUCAGCAGACAGUUGCCAGCUGCAUUUGCACCAACCUUGUAAUUUCUCAGGGGCCUUUUCUCUACUGUGCUCUCAUGGAGGGCACACCAGAUGUGAAACUGUUUUCCAAACCAGUGUCUCUGUGCCUGCUUAGUAAAUACUUACUCAAAUCAUUUGUUUGCUCUACAAAAAACAAGCGUUGUAAACUGCUGCCACUGGUAAUGGCUGCACCCAUGGAUGUUGAACAGGGCACUGUGAUCAUGGUGGGGAUCCCUCCAGAGACAGAAAGCUCCGACAAAAAGAAUUUUUUUGGAAGAGCAUUUGAGAAAGCUGCAGACAGUACCAAUUCUAGGACUUUACACAACCAUUUUGACAUGUCAAUAAUUGAAUUGAAAACAGAAGACCGGAGCAAAUUUCUUGAUGCACUCAUUUCUCUCUUGUCUUAA
Molecule: messenger RNA, 1828 nt
Organism: Calypte anna (Anna's hummingbird)
Lineage: Eukaryota; Metazoa; Chordata; Aves; Apodiformes; Trochilidae
Gene: CDC45
Product: cell division cycle 45
Exons: 18
Coding region: 5-1828 (607 amino acids)
Biological process (GO): mitotic DNA replication preinitiation complex assembly; double-strand break repair via break-induced replication; DNA replication initiation
Cellular component (GO): DNA replication preinitiation complex
Molecular function (GO): single-stranded DNA binding; DNA replication origin binding; chromatin binding
Source: RefSeq, a predicted model, not a curated record